Candida tropicalis MYA-3404 is the source of this 651-nucleotide messenger RNA. RefSeq lists its product as uncharacterized. Gene Ontology annotation, cellular component: cytoplasm; membrane. NCBI's taxonomy places the organism in Eukaryota, Fungi, Ascomycota, Pichiomycetes, Serinales, Debaryomycetaceae. Bases 1 to 651 code for a protein of 216 amino acids. The transcript has a single exon. The record is from RefSeq and is a predicted model, not a curated record.
AUGACCAAUCUCAAGAAAUUAAACGCUCAAUAUAUUGCAUAUAUCAUCAAGUAUCCAUUAUUGACCAAAUCCGUUACCGCGGGCGUGUUUUCGGGUUUGAAUGAAACAGUAUCAUCUGUGUUGACCAAUGAGUUUAAAGAAACCAACAUUGCAGGUAUAAAAAUCAAACACGUGUUUAGUGAAAAAUUGUUAACCAUGAUUAUCUAUGGAAGUUGUAUUGCUACUCCAAUCAGUCACUUUAUGUAUCAGAUCAUCAACACUAAACUUUUUAAAGGUCCGUUAUCAAGCAAGGGUAAGAUUCUUCAAAUCUUGACUUCAUUAUUUACAGUUACUCCCACACUUUCUGCGUGUUUUGUCUCCUGGAUUGCUUUAAUCAACAACUAUAAGUUUCCAAAAGACCAGUUUAAUAUCGCCGCUGAGUUGAAGAGAAUUAUUGCUAUAAUCAAAGGCGGUUUGAAGAAAGGGUAUCUCCCGGUGUUGAAAAGUUCCUUGGUGGUUUCAUCAUGUGCCUUGGUGGUAGCUCAAAAAUUUGUUCCACCUGAACUCUGGGUUGUCUUCUUCAACUUGGUGUACUUCUUUUUGGGAACGUAUCAAAAUACCAAAUUAAAGAGAUUACAGAAACAACAAAGGUUAUUAAAGAAAGAUGAAUAG